AUGUCGAAGCCAUCCGUCAUCAUCAUCGGCGCAUCUGGAAGCGUCGGCCGCCCGCUUGUCGACAGGUUCCUCAGUGAGGCCGACAAGUUUUCCAAGAUCGGCGUCUUAUCCUCUCCCUCAUCAGCUCACAAGUUUGAGAAUGAAAAGGCUCGUGACGUUGACGUCGUUGUUGGAUCCUUUGCCGAUCCCGCUUGCUACCGCGGAUACGACAUUGCCAUUAGUCUCGCCGGAAACACCAUCAUGCGCCUCCAACCAGCUAUGAUCGAUGCUGCUGUGGCCGGUGGAGUGACUCACUUUUAUCCGUCCGAGUUUGGCUCUGAUACAGCCCUGGACGCGUUGAAGGACUUUCGUUACUUCCAAGACAAGCGGAUGACGAGAUAUCACUGUGUGGCAACGGCCAAGCUGCACCCUCAGUUCAAGUAUACGUAUAUGCUGACUGCACCCUUUACUGAGUGGACUAUCCUGCCGUUUCAUGGUGUGGAUAGAACUGCCAAAAAGGUUGUCGCCUACGGCAUCAAGGAUAUGCCGAUGGAUGUAACUAGCCUGAAAGAUACCGUCCGUUAUACCGUGGCCUCCACUCUACUUCCCUUUGCAGAGGGCCAGCAAAAGCGAGAGAUUCGAGUCGUCGGUGAAAGAACAACUUUCCAGCGCAUUAUCGAUACGCUCGCGGAGAUCGAGGGCUGCGAAUAUGAGACUGUCUACGUGCCAAUCGAAGGCGCUCUGGAAAAGAUGGAUGCGGCUCGAAAGGCUGAAGAUGAAGAGUCAGAGCUGGAAUGGAGCGCAAGAGGAUUGCUGAACAGUGGCAAUGCUAUUGUAGAUGGGCCGUAUGAUAACAAGAGAUUGGAUCCUGCUCCGGCUGAGACUGUGAAGGAGACCUUUGAGAGAAUCCUUCGUGGCUAG
This is a messenger RNA of Trichoderma breve, 900 nucleotides long. Its product is annotated as nmrA-like family domain-containing protein. The record is from RefSeq and is a predicted model, not a curated record. The transcript is spliced from 2 exons. Lineage: Eukaryota; Fungi; Ascomycota; Sordariomycetes; Hypocreales; Hypocreaceae. Bases 1 to 900 code for a protein of 299 amino acids.